Molecule: messenger RNA, 1500 nt
Organism: Hyphopichia burtonii NRRL Y-1933
Lineage: Eukaryota; Fungi; Ascomycota; Pichiomycetes; Serinales; Debaryomycetaceae
Gene: ERG1
Product: squalene monooxygenase
Exons: 1
Coding region: 1-1500 (499 amino acids)
Biological process (GO): ergosterol biosynthetic process
Cellular component (GO): membrane; endoplasmic reticulum
Molecular function (GO): squalene monooxygenase activity; flavin adenine dinucleotide binding
Source: RefSeq, a predicted model, not a curated record
AUGAGUCAAGAUCAAUCAAGUGAAAAAUAUGAUGUAAUAGUUAUAGGUGCUGGUGUUGUUGGACCAUGUAUAGCUACUGCUUUGGCCAGACAAGGAAGAAAAGUGUUGAUAGUGGAAAGAGACUGGUCCAAGCCAGAUCGUAUAGUUGGAGAGUUGAUGCAACCAGGAGGGUUGAAAGGAUUGAAAGAGUUGGGGAUGUUACAAGCAGUUAAUGGGAUUGAAGCUAUACACUGUGAAGGUUAUUACAUUAAGUUUCGCGACCAGGCACUUGAAAUCGGAUACCCUGAGAAGCAAGAAGCUUUCAAGACUAAUGCCGUCAAGCCGGUUCCAGGAUGUGUUGAUGAAAAAAACGAUAAGUUAUUGAGUGAUUCAACAAUUAACAUUGAAGAAUGGGAAAAAGAUGAGAAAGUUAGAGGAAUUUCGUUUCACCACGGUGACUUCUUAUUGAAUUUACGUAAGAUGGUUCGUGAAGAGCCUAAUGUUACUUGGUUAGAAGGUACUGUGAAUAAGAUGAUUAAAGAUGAAGAGAAUGAAGAGAUUGUUCGUGGUAUACGAGUGAAAAUUAAUGAUAAGAAUGAAAUUUACAAAGCGAAAUUAACCAUUUGUUGUGAUGGGAUCUAUUCCAAAUUCCGUAAAGAGUUAUCACCAAAAAACGUACCUACUAUCGAAUCUUAUUUUGUUGGUUUAGAAUUAGAUGAUGCAGUCUUACCAUCACCAAAUCAUGGACAUGUCAUAUUAGGAGAUCAUGCUCCGUGUCUCAUCUACCAAAUCUCCCCCCAUAAAACCAGAUGUUUAUGUGCAUACGCAUCAACCAAACCACCAAGUCAAUCAAAUCGUGAAUUUAUUGAUUACUUAGAAAAUCAAGUAUUACCAGCAAUUCCAAAACCAACACAACCUUCUUUCAAAGCUGCCAUUGACUCAAGAAAAUUUAGAGCAAUGCCAAAUCAAUACUUACCAGCUUUAAAACAAGGUAGAUCUCCUUUGGGGCUCAUCAUGUUGGGUGACUCCUUGAAUAUGAGACACCCAUUAACUGGUGGUGGGAUGACUGUUGGUAUCAACGAUGCUGCAUUAUUAGCAAAACUCUUAUGUCCAAAACAGAUUGAAGAUUUUGAAGAUUACGAUAUCUUGGAGAAGAAAUUAAGACAAUUCCAUGUUAAGAGAAAAAAUUUGGAUGCAGUGGUGAAUACUUUAUCGAUUGCAUUAUAUGCAUUAUUUGCAGCCGAUAAGGCUUCCUUGAAAAUUUUACAAAAUGGUUGUUUCAAGUAUUUCCAAAGAGGCGGGGCUUGUGUUCUGGGUCCAAUUGGUUUAUUAUCGGGGAUGUUACCUUUCCCAAUGUUGUUAUUCAAUCAUUUCUUUAGUGUUGCCUUUUAUUCAAUCUACUGCAAUUUCAUCGAUAGAGGCUUGUUGGGCUUCCCAAUCGCCAUCUACGAAGCCUUUGACGUCCUUUUCACCGCAAUCUACAUCUUCACUCCCUACUUGUGGAAUGAACUUGUCAAUUAA